Talpa occidentalis (Iberian mole) is the source of this 7890-nucleotide messenger RNA. RefSeq names its product myosin VIIA (gene MYO7A). NCBI's taxonomy places the organism in Eukaryota, Metazoa, Chordata, Mammalia, Eulipotyphla, Talpidae. The transcript has 49 exons. The record is from RefSeq and is a predicted model, not a curated record. The coding region runs from base 275 to 6901 and encodes 2208 amino acids. Gene Ontology annotation, cellular component: myosin complex; cytoskeleton. Gene Ontology annotation, molecular function: cytoskeletal motor activity; protein binding; ATP binding.
AGGCUCUGGAGUGGGGAGGGAGGGCGGCAGUGCCUCCAGACAGCUGCCCUGGCCUGGAAAGAAAAGGAGAGACUGAGAGGGAGAUACAGAGUCACCCAGAGACCCCCAGACUCAGACUUGGAGCAAGACAGAGAAGGGGGCACAUGCAUCUGCAGCUUGUCCUGGACCCCAGACCCUGCCUUGCCAAGCCCUCCCAGGCUGGGGGCAACUGAGAGCGGCCAACAGGGAUCCAGAACUGUAUCUGGCCUGACGGGCACCAAGCUCUUGACCCAGGAUGGUGAUUUUACAGCAGGGGGACUAUGUCUGGAUGGACCUGAGAUCCGGACAGGAGUUCGACGUGCCCAUUGGGGCAGUGGUGAAGCUCUGUGACUCUGGGCAGAUCCAGGUGGUGGACGAUGAAGGCCAUGAACACUGGAUCUCCCCGCAAAAGGCCACACACAUCAAGCCCAUGCACCCCACAUCAGUCCACGGCGUGGAGGACAUGAUCCGCCUGGGGGACCUCAAUGAGGCUGGCAUCCUGCGCAAUCUGCUCAUCCGCUACCGGGAACACCUCAUCUACACAUACACGGGCUCCAUCCUGGUGGCUGUGAACCCCUACCAGCUGCUCUCCAUCUAUUCACCAGAGCACAUCCGCCAGUAUACCAACAAGAAGAUUGGGGAGAUGCCCCCCCACAUCUUUGCCAUCGCUGACAAUUGUUACUUCAACAUGAAACGCAACAGCCGUGACCAGUGCUGCAUCAUCAGUGGGGAGUCUGGGGCAGGGAAGACAGAGAGCACCAAGCUGAUCCUGCAGUUCCUGGCGGCCAUCAGCGGGCAGCACUCCUGGAUCGAGCAGCAGGUGCUAGAGGCCACCCCCAUCUUGGAAGCAUUCGGGAAUGCCAAGACCAUCCGCAAUGACAACUCCAGCCGCUUUGGGAAGUACAUCGACAUCCACUUCAACAAGCGGGGUGCCAUCGAGGGCGCCAAGAUUGAGCAGUACCUGCUGGAGAAGUCACGUGUCUGUCGCCAGGCCCCUGAUGAAAGGAACUACCACGUGUUCUACUGCAUGCUGGAGGGCAUGAGCGAGGAGCAAAAGAAGAAGCUGGGCCUGGGCCAGGCCACAGACUAUAAUUACCUGGCCAUGGGUAACUGCACAACCUGUGAGGGCCGGGAGGACAGCCAGGAAUACGCCAACAUCCGCUCCGCCAUGAAGGUGCUCAUGUUCACCGACACCGAGAACUGGGAGAUCUCGAAGCUCCUGGCCGCCAUCCUGCAUCUAGGCAACCUGCAGUACGAGGCCCGCACAUUUGAAAACCUGGAUGCCUGUGAGGUCCUGUUUUCCCCGUCCCUGGCCACAGCGGCGUCCCUGCUUGAGGUGAACCCCCCAGAUCUGAUGAACUGCCUGACCAGCCGCACCCUCAUCACCCGUGGGGAGACAGUGUCCACCCCGCUCAGCAGGGAGCAGGCGCUGGAUGUGCGGGACGCCUUUGUAAAGGGCAUCUACGGGCGGCUCUUCGUGUGGAUUGUCGACAAGAUCAACGCUGCGAUCUACAAGCCCCCGUCCCAGGAAGUGAAGAACUCCCGCCGGUCCAUCGGCCUCCUGGACAUCUUUGGGUUUGAGAACUUUGCUGUGAACAGCUUCGAGCAGCUGUGCAUCAACUUCGCCAACGAGCACCUGCAGCAGUUCUUUGUGCGACACGUGUUCAAGCUGGAGCAGGAGGAGUAUGACCUGGAGAGCAUCGACUGGCUGCACAUCGAGUUUACUGACAACCAGGACGCCCUGGACAUGAUCGCCAACAAGCCCAUGAACAUCAUCUCCCUCAUCGACGAGGAGAGCAAGUUCCCUAAGGGCACAGACACCACCAUGUUGCAUAAAUUGAACUCCCAGCACAAGGUCAACUCAAACUACAUUCCUCCCAAGAACAACUAUGACACCCAGUUUGGAAUCAACCACUUUGCGGGUGUCGUCUACUAUGAGAGCCAAGGCUUCCUGGAGAAGAACCGAGACACGCUGCAUGGGGACAUCAUCCAGCUGGUUCACUCCUCCAGGAACAAGUUCAUCAAGCAGAUCUUCCAGGCUGACGUCGCCAUGGGCGCAGAGACCAGGAAGCGCUCGCCCACACUCAGCAGCCAGUUCAAGCGGUCGCUGGAGCUGCUGAUGCGCACGCUCGGCGCCUGCCAGCCCUUCUUCGUGCGCUGCAUCAAGCCCAAUGAGUUCAAGAAGCCCAUGCUGUUCGACCGGCACCUGUGCGUGCGCCAGCUGCGGUACUCGGGGAUGAUGGAGACCAUCCGAAUCCGCCGAGCUGGCUACCCCAUCCGCUACAGCUUCGUGGAGUUCGUGGAGCGGUACCGAGUGCUGCUGCCUGGCGUGAAGCCAGCCUACAAACAGGAUGACCUUCGGGGGACAUGCCAGCGUAUGGCAGAGGCUGUGCUGGGUGCCCACGAUGACUGGCAGAUCGGCAAAACCAAGAUCUUCCUGAAGGACCACCAUGACAUGCUGCUGGAGGUGGAGCGGGACAAGGCCAUCACCGACAGAGUCAUCCUCCUCCAGAAGGUCAUCCGGGGAUUCAAAGACAGGUCCAACUUCCUGAAGCUGAAGAACGCCGCCACACUGAUCCAGAGGCACUGGAGGGGCCACAACUGCAGGAGGAACUAUGGGCUGAUGCGGCUGGGCUUCCUGAGGCUACAGGCCCUGCAACGUUCCCGCAAGUUGCACCAGCAGUACCACCUAGCCCGCAGGCACAUCAUCCAGUUCCAGGCCCGCUGCCGUGCCUACUUGGUACGCAAAGCCUUCCGCCACCGCCUCUGGGCCGUGCUCACCGUGCAGGCCUAUGCCCGGGGCAUGAUUGCCCGCAGGCUACACCAGCGCCUCAGGGCUGAGUACCUGCGGCGCCUGGAGGCCGAGAAAAUGCGCCUGGCAGAGGAGGAGAAACUGCGGAAGGAGAUGAGUGCCAAGAAGGCCAAGGAGGAGGCGGAACGCAAGCAUCAGGAGCGCCUGGCCCAACUGGCUCGUGAGGAUGCAGAGAGGGAGCUGAAGGAAAAGGAGGAGGCUCGGCGGAAGAAGGAGCUGCUGGAGCAGAUGGAGAAGGCCCGCCAUGAGCCCAUCAAUCACUCGGAUAUGGUGGACAAGAUGUUCGGCUUCCUGGGAACUUCCGGUGGCCUGCCGGGCCAGGAGGGCCAGGCGCCUAGAGGUUUUGAGGACCUGGAGUGUGGGCGGAGGGAGAUGGUGGAGGAGGACCUGGACGCGGCCUUGCCUCUGCCCGACGAGGAUGAGGAGGACCUCUCCGAGUAUAAAUUUGCCAAGUUUGGUGCCACCUACUUCCAGGGCACAACCACGCACACCUACACCCGGAGGCCCCUCAAGCAGCCUCUGCUGUACCACGACGAUGAGGGGGACCAGCUGGCGGCCCUGGCGGUCUGGAUCACCAUCCUCCGGUUCAUGGGGGACCUCCCUGAGCCCAAGUACCACACAGCCAUGAGUGAUGGCAGCGAGAAGAUCCCCGUGAUGACCAAAAUUUAUGAGACCCUGGGCAAGAAGAUGUACAAGAGGGAGCUGCAGGCCUUGCAGGGCGAGGGCGAGACCCAGCUCCCCGAGGGGCAGAAGAAGAGCAGCGUGAGGCACAAGCUGGUGCACCUGACCCUGAAGAAGAAGUCCAAACUGACAGAGGAGGUAACCAAGAGGCUGCACGACGGGGAGUCCACAGUGCAGGGCAACAGCAUGCUGGAGGACAGGCCCACCUCCAACCUGGAGAAGCUGCACUUCAUCAUUGGCAAUGGCAUCCUGCGGCCAGCUCUGCGGGAUGAGAUCUACUGCCAGAUCAGCAAGCAGCUCACUCACAACCCUUCCAAGAGCAGCUAUGCCCGGGGCUGGAUCCUCGUGUCUCUCUGCGUGGGCUGCUUCGCCCCCUCAGAGAAGUUUGUUAAGUACCUGAGGAACUUCAUCCACGGGGGACCUCCUGGUUACGCCCCAUACUGUGAGGAGCGGCUCAGAAGGACCUUCGUCAAUGGAACGCGGACGCAGCCACCUAGUUGGCUGGAGCUGCAGGCCACCAAGUCCAAGAAACCCAUCAUGUUGCCAGUGACAUUCAUGGACGGGACCACCAAGACGCUGCUGACAGACUCAGCAACCACAGCCAAGGAGCUGUGCAACGCGUUGGCUGACAAAAUCUCACUCAAGGACCGCUUCGGGUUCUCCCUCUACAUUGCCCUGUUUGAUAAGGUGUCCUCUCUGGGCAGUGGCAGUGACCACGUCAUGGACGCCAUCUCCCAGUGUGAGCAGUACGCCAAGGAGCAGGGCGCCCAGGAGCGCAACGCCCCCUGGAGGCUGUUCUUCCGAAAAGAAGUCUUCACACCCUGGCACAACCCCUCGGAAGACAACGUGGCCACCAACCUCAUCUACCAGCAGGUGGUGCGAGGGGUCAAGUUCGGGGAGUACAGGUGUGAGAAGGAGGAUGACCUGGCUGAGCUGGCCUCCCAGCAGUACUUUGUGGAUUACGGCUCUGAGAUGAUCCUGGAGCGCCUCUUGAGCCUCGUGCCCACCUACAUCCCCGACCGCGAGAUCACGCCCCUGAAGACAUUGGAGAAGUGGGCCCAGCUGGCCAUUGCUGCCCACAAGAAGGGGAUCUACGCCCAAAGGAGAGCUGAUGCCCAGAAGGUCAAAGAGGAUGUGGUCAAUUACGCCCGCUUCAAGUGGCCCUUGCUCUUCUCUAGGUUUUAUGAAGCCUUCAAAUUCUCAGGCCCCAGCCUCCCCAAGAACGACGUCAUUGUGGCCGUCAACUGGACAGGAGUCUACUUCGUGGAUGAGCAGGAGCAGGUGCUUCUGGAGCUGUCCUUUCCCGAGAUCAUGGCCGUGUCCAGCAGCCGGGAGUGCCGUGUCUUGCUCUCGCUGGGCUGCUCUGACGUGGGCUGGGCAGGACUGACCCCGGCUGGGCCCUGUUCUCCGUGUUGGUCCUGCAGGGGAGCGAAACUGGUAGCCCCCAGCUUCACCCUGGCCACCAUCAAGGGCGACGAGUACACCUUCACCUCCAGCAACUCCGAGGACAUCCGUGACCUGGUGGUCACUUUCCUGGAGGGGCUCCGGAAGAGGUCUAAGUAUGUGGUGGCCCUGCAGGACAACCCCAACCCUGCGGGUGAGGAAUCAGGCUUCCUCAGCUUUGCCAAAGGAGACCUCAUCAUCCUGGACCAUGACACAGGCGAGCAGGUCAUGACCUCCGGCUGGGCCAACGGCAUCAACGAGAGGACCAAGCAGCGUGGGGACUUCCCCACCGACUGUGUGUACGUCAUGCCCACGGUCACCAUGCCACCAAGGGAGAUUGUGGCCCUGGUUACCAUGACCCCAGACCAGAGGCAGGAUGUUAUCCGGCUCAUGCAGCUGCGAACAGCGGAGCCUGAGGUGCGCGCCAAGCCCUACACGCUGGAGGAAUUUUCCUACGACUACUUCAGGCCCCCACCCAAGCACACACUGAGCCGGGUGAUGGUGUCCAAAGCCCGAGGCAAGGACCGGCUGUGGAGCCACACAAGGGAGCCUCUCAAGCAGGCGCUGCUGAAGAAGAUUCUGGGCAGUGAGGAGCUGUCACAGGAGGCCUGCAUGGCCUUUAUCGCCAUGCUCAAGUACAUGGGUGACUACCCAUCCAAGAGGAUGCGCUCCGUCAAUGAACUCACUGAUCAGAUAUUUGAGGGGGCCCUGAAGGCUGAACCCCUCAAGGAUGAGGUGUACGUGCAGAUCCUAAAGCAGCUGACUGACAACCACAUCCGGUACAGUGAAGAGCGGGGCUGGGAGCUGCUGUGGCUGUGCACGGGCCUCUUCCCACCCAGCAACAUCCUCCUGCCCCACGUGCAGCGCUUCCUGCAGUCCCGCAAGCACUGCCCGCUUGCCAUUGACUGUCUGCAGCGGCUCCAGAAAGCCCUGAGAAAUGGGUCUCGGAAGUACCCCCCACAUCUGGUGGAGGUGGAGGCCAUCCAGCACAAAACCACCCAGAUUUUCCACAAGGUCUACUUCCCCGAUGACACUGAUGAGGCCUUCGAGGUGGAGUCCAGCACUAAGGCCAAGGACUUCUGCCAGAACAUCUCUGCCAGGCUGCUGCUCAAGUCCUCCGAGGGGUUCAGCCUCUUUGUCAAAAUUGCGGACAAGGUCAUCAGCGUGCCCGAGAAUGAUUUCUUCUUCGACUUUGUUCGACACCUGACAGACUGGAUAAAGAAGGCGCGGCCCGCCAAGGAUGGAAUCUUGCCAUCGCUCACCUAUCAGGUAUUCUUCAUGAAGAAGCUGUGGACCACCACAGUGCCAGGGAAGGACCCCAUGGCUGACUCCAUCUUCCACUAUUACCAGGAGUUGCCCAAGUAUCUCCGAGGCUACCACAAGUGCACGAGGGAGGAGGUGCUACAGCUAGGGGCGCUGAUCUACAGGGUCAAGUUCGAGGAGGACAAGUCCUACUUCCCCAGCAUCCCCAAGCUGCUACGGGAGCUGGUGCCCCAGGACCUCAUCCGGCAGGUCUCACCUGACGACUGGAAGCGGUCCAUCGUCGCCUAUUUCAACAAGCAUGCAGGGAAGUCCAAGGAGGAGGCCAAGCUGGCCUUCCUGAAGCUCAUCUUCAAGUGGCCCACUUUUGGCUCCGCCUUCUUCGAGGUGAAGCAAACGACAGAGCCCAACUUCCCUGAGAUCCUCUUAAUUGCCAUCAACAAGUAUGGGGUCAGCCUCAUCGAUCCCAGAACUAAGGACAUCUUGACGACUCACCCCUUCACCAAGAUCUCCAACUGGAGCAGCGGGAACACCUAUUUCCACAUCACCAUCGGAAACCUGGUGCGCGGCAGCAAACUGCUCUGUGAGACAUCACUGGGCUACAAGAUGGAUGACCUCCUGACUUCCUAUAUUAGCCAGAUGCUCACAGCUAUGAGCAAACAGCGGGGCUCCAGGAGCGGCAAGUGAACGGCGCAGGGGUGGCACCAGCACUGUGGUGUCUGCUUUCUAGGCAGCAACCAGUUCAGGCCCAUCAGCUCCCCCUGCAGCUGGUGGAGGGCCUCUGCCAUCAGGGCUGGGGCACUGGGUAGGCCACCACUAACUGUACCAACUUAGCCUCUGAUCCUUUUUCCAGUAAGGGAGCCUCAGGGGGGUUGCAGAACCCCUUCCCUCCACCGAGAGACAUCUGGGUUGAUUCGAGUCCUGGCUUGCUGUCGCCUUCCCACUUACAAGAUUCCACAGCCACUUGGAUGCCUUUUCUUACUUCAGACCAGUCCUAUCACACAACCUCCUUCAACUUUCUGUGUACCACUGGGACAGGCAAUCAAGAGUAUGGAGAACCAAACAAACCAGGAAUAUUCUGAAACUUAAGGGACUGACUUAAUUCCCCAAGCCCAGGACCCUCGGCUGGGGUAAUGGAGACAGACUGCUUUUAUAUACUGCAGUGUGUGUGCCGAGCCCCUGCUCCAGUCUCCCCUGGUGACCCAGGGCUUUUAUAAAAGCAUGUGUUUCAGUUUCUGGCCCUAUAGUGUCUUUGCUGGGGGAGGGGGAGGCAGAGGGGAGAUUUUGGGGUGCCAGGUCAGGGCCCUGUAGCCUGUAUAAUUGGUCUGUGCAUGCAGGGCCAAACUAGUCCAGAUUUGUGAGCUGGAGUGUACCUGAGUCCAAGCUGUGUUAGAAAAGGGCUUAAAGGGACUGGCUGCGACCAAGGCAGAUUGGGGAGACAUGCCGAACAUCAGUCUGGGAGGGGGAACUAAAUGCUUAUGAGCUGGGGAUCUGGAGGGGGUAACUGCUUCUGGGCCUUAACUAGGGCCAGUAGAACCAGAGUAGCCUUUGCAUUUUUCCAGAAACAUGUCCUUAUCUCAUUAAAACACCUCUAAGAACAAAACUGUCCUGGGUUAAUCCUUUUAUCCAGUGAAUGCCUAAGAAAUGUCACUUUGUGGCCAGGAUGAACAAGUAAA